This is a messenger RNA of Cordyceps fumosorosea ARSEF 2679, 744 nucleotides long. RefSeq lists its product as hypothetical. Lineage: Eukaryota; Fungi; Ascomycota; Sordariomycetes; Hypocreales; Cordycipitaceae. The record is from RefSeq and is a predicted model, not a curated record. The transcript has a single exon. Bases 1 to 744 code for a protein of 247 amino acids.
AUGGGCUGGCUAUGGACCUCGAAUUCAACGCCCGCAGCGGCGGCGUCGCCAGCACCCCAAGACGUUCCCCCCACGAAUCCCUCCUCACAAACACCUCCCAUACAACCGCCACAACCGCCGCAACCGAAGUCGCAGUCCCCCGACGACGCCGAGCUCCAAAAGCUCAUGGACUUUUUCAAAGCCGAAGAAGCCGCCGCCGCAGCCUCCCCUUCCUCCUCCUCUCAGCCCCCCAAGCCGUCACCGCUCCCCGAGUGGCUCGCCAAGAUGGUCACCCCGAAAGACAACCCGCUCUACCGCGAGCCCGACGCCCCGCGGCGCGACCCGCUGUCCGAGUCGCUCCUCCCGACCGACAUGUCCUGCCGCCAGGCCUUCGACGCCGCCUGGGCCUGCAACUCGGUCGGCGGCCAGUGGAACGCCGUCUACCGCUACGGCGAGAUGCGCGCCUGCUCCGAGAAGUGGGACGACUUCUGGUUCUGCAUGCGCCACCGCGCCGCCUCCGGCCCCGUCAAGGAGGAGCUCGUCCGCGCGCACUACCGGAACAGGGAGCACGCAAAGUACUACGCGCCGGGGAAGGCCAACAGCGAGGACGUGUGGGAGGCGCGGAGGGAAAAGGUCCGACCGGGCGAGGCCUUUGCGGAGAGCAUUGACUUGCCGGUCGUGGCGGACGAGGAGUGGCGCGAGAUGGAGACGGAGCGCAGACAAAAGAUUCGUGACGGGCUGGGCUUUGGCAAGACGGAUCGGUGA